AUGGUAAAGCGCAAGAGCGAAAUAGCUCUGGCUGACGCUGAUCAGAACAGAUCGAUCAGAGAAAAGUAUUUCAAGACCGACAAAUCCAAUGUUCGAACGUCCAGUCUUUUCAUGCCCAUCAUGGCGCUGGAGGGUCACGAAGGUGAUAUAUUUGCGACGAAAUUUCAUCCUGAAGGGGAUUAUUUGGCAUCGUCAGGUUACGAUAGAAAGAUUUUCAUAUGGAGCGUGUAUGGUGAAUGUGAAAACUUGGGCGUCCUCGCUGGCCAUUCUGGAGCUGUUUUAGAUAUGAAAUUCUCCACUGAUGGAACGUUAAUAUACACUAGUAGUACCGAUAUGACAGUUUCUUUUUGGGAUAUUUAUAAGGGCCAAAGAGUCAAGAAACUUAAAGGACAUACUGGGUUUGUUAAUUCCUGUGACUCUGCAAGACGUGGACCUCAAAUGAUCACAAGUGCUUCAGAUGAUUGCACCAUAAAAGUAUGGGAUCCUAGAAAACGAGGAGGCGAUGCAGUUACUACUUUCAAUAAUAAUUAUCAAGUGAUGUCCGUAUGUUUUAAUGAUACAGCUGAUCAAGUCAUAACUGGUGGUUUAGAUAACGAAAUAAAAAUUUGGGAUUUACGUAAAAAUGCGUUACUUCAUCGUUUACCUGGCCAUACAGAUACUGUGACUGGACUUGAAUUGUCACCUGAUGGCUGUUAUUUAUUGUCUAAUGCAAUGGAUAACAGUUUGAGAAUAUGGGAUGUAAGACCUUAUGCACCUGCUGAUAGAUGUUUAAAAGUCUUCUCAGGGCAUACUCAUAAUUUUGAAAAGAACUUAUUGCGGUGUGCGUGGUCACCAGAUGGUUCAAAAGUGUCAGCGGGUUCAGCUGAUAGAUAUGUGUAUAUUUGGGAUGCCAACACUCGUAGAAUAUUGUACAAGUUACCAGGUCAUAAUGGGAGUGUAAAUGAUGUGGAUUUCCAUCCAAAAGAACCUAUUAUUAUGUCUGGAUCCAGUGACAAAGUUGUAUACCUCGGUGAGUUCGAUUGA
Macrosiphum euphorbiae (potato aphid) is the source of this 1023-nucleotide messenger RNA. NCBI's taxonomy places the organism in Eukaryota, Metazoa, Arthropoda, Insecta, Hemiptera, Aphididae. The record is from the annotation of a GenBank genome assembly.